Messenger RNA from Medicago truncatula (barrel medic), 869 nucleotides. RefSeq names its product probable WRKY transcription factor 75. The transcript is spliced from 2 exons. NCBI's taxonomy places the organism in Eukaryota, Viridiplantae, Streptophyta, Magnoliopsida, Fabales, Fabaceae. Gene Ontology annotation, biological process: regulation of DNA-templated transcription. Gene Ontology annotation, molecular function: sequence-specific DNA binding; DNA-binding transcription factor activity. The coding region runs from base 205 to 720 and encodes 171 amino acids. The record is from RefSeq and is a predicted model, not a curated record.
UUUAUUUCUCUUUCCCACAUUCGAUGUAUGGUACCCAUUAUGUGAACCACGCUAACAUUAAAAGCCGCCCCCACUAUUUAUUCAACAUUUUCUUCAACAUUUUACCUUAUUCUUCAUUUUACCUACCAUCCUCUUAGUCCUUUUUCUUUCAAGCAAAUAGUGAAAAAACCUAUAAUCUAAAUUUGGUUUGAUUUAAACUAUACUAUGGAGAACAAUUAUUCCAUGUUAUUUCCUUGUCCUCCUUCAUCAAGCUACCAAAUUCCAACGAGUGGUUUGAAUGGUCAAAGCUCAAAUGCAUUUCUUGGUUUGAAACCUACUAAUAAUGAAAUUAGUGUUACUCAUGAUGACCAUGAAGAUGUUAAAGGAGAAGAAGGAAGUGUUAAUGUUAUUAUUGAUCAACAAGAUGUUAAAAAGAAAGGUGAGAAAAAGGCUAAAAAGCCUAAAUAUGCUUUUCAAACUAGGAGUCAAGUUGAUAUACUUGAUGAUGGUUAUAGAUGGAGGAAAUAUGGCCAAAAAGCUGUUAAAAACAACAAAUUUCCCAGGAGCUACUAUAGGUGCACACAUCAAGGGUGCAAUGUAAAGAAACAAGUGCAACGGUUAACCAAAGAUGAGGGAGUUGUGGUGACAACAUAUGAAGGAGUGCAUACUCACCCUAUUGAGAAAACAACUGAUAACUUUGAGCAUAUUUUGAGUCAGAUGCAAAUAUACACUCCAUUCUAAAUCUUCAUAUAAUCAAUUGGAUCAAUUUGAAGAAACUAGCACAUGAACUUCUUACAUGCCAUGUUAAUUAGAUCAAUUUGAGGCUCUUAGUUUAGUUCCUCCUUUGAUACAAAAAUAAAAUUGUGUCAAUAUCUUAAAUUUUUAGACAA